Photinus pyralis (common eastern firefly) is the source of this 1206-nucleotide messenger RNA. Its product is annotated as venom acid phosphatase Acph-1-like. Gene Ontology annotation, molecular function: phosphatase activity. Lineage: Eukaryota; Metazoa; Arthropoda; Insecta; Coleoptera; Lampyridae. The record is from RefSeq and is a predicted model, not a curated record. The transcript is spliced from 5 exons. The coding region runs from base 14 to 601 and encodes 195 amino acids. Gene Ontology annotation, biological process: dephosphorylation.
GAAAACCGUGCAAAUGGCGUUUGCAGUCUUCCGACAUGGAGAUCGCACUACCGACGCCGGUACACUGUAUCCCAACGAUCCAUAUAUUAACGAAACGUACGAACCCUAUGGCCUGGGCGAGCUCACUAACAGAGGUAAAAGGAGAGAAUAUAGGCUUGGUCAACUGCUACGUUUGAGAUAUGCAUUGCUAUUGGGAAAGCAAUACAAAAAAGGGACAGUUAGGGCAGUCAGUACUGAUUCCAGCAGAACACAGGAGUCGCUGGAAUUGGUCUUGGCAAGUCUGUAUCCUCCACGUUCUACAGAGUUGGAAUGGAAUAGAUGGUUGAAUUGGAACCCAAUCGCUUUCGAAAUUGCUCCACACGCGACCAAUCGCUUGCUUAGUAUUGCCCUUAUGUACUGCCCUAGUUAUCGCCAACUCUUCGACGCCUAUUCCAAAAGUGAAGAAGGUCAGCAGAUCGAAAGCAUGUUCAACUCACAAUACGAGUACAUAUCUAACCACUCUGGUUUAAAUGUCACCAAACUAUUUAACUUAUUUCGAUUAUACUUCGGCUUACUUUCUGAGAGUGAAUGGGGUUUAAAACUUCCCGAAUGGACUAACUAGAACUAUUUAACUAGAACAACUAAAAAAAAUUACGAAAUGGUCGUGGCUACACCACAAUUAAAUCAACUGUUCGGAGGAUUUCUGCUUGAAGACAUUAUUAAGGAAAUGAGGGCAAAAAUGAACGAAAAUGGUACCCUUAAGAAACGUAAAAUUAACCUAUAUUCUGGUCACGAGCUUAACAUUGCUGCUAUACUGGGCGCCAUGGAUGUAUUUUUCCCUCAUAUACCACCUUAUGGCGCAUGCGUACUUAUUGAGCUUCAUAGGUACAAAGAUAGUUACUACGUUCAGGUAAAGCGUAUCAAAUCUAUGUAUGUACACUGUUUACAGUACGCACUACUCCUAGAUUUUCUACCAGGACUAUUCAUCUAGGAUGCUACAACCACUGACCGUACCAGGGUGUACGUUCGAAUGUCCUUUUGAAGACUUUGCAAAGCUGUUGCAAAAAAAUCUUCCAGACACGAAAAAUGGAGACCCUUGCUUGAUAACCAGAAAUUAGCACUGUUUCAGUUUUUGUUUUAAAACUACCCGAUUUUAAUCAGUUUGUUUUAUUAAAAAAUGUCAAUAAUACGACUAUGUUUCCAAUACGUUAUUGAACCAACAAUCCU